Messenger RNA from Seriola aureovittata, 4136 nucleotides. Its product is annotated as inhibitory synaptic factor 2A. Lineage: Eukaryota; Metazoa; Chordata; Actinopteri; Carangiformes; Carangidae. Gene Ontology annotation, biological process: inhibitory postsynaptic potential. Gene Ontology annotation, cellular component: postsynaptic density. The transcript is spliced from 4 exons. Bases 565 to 2052 code for a protein of 495 amino acids. The record is from RefSeq and is a predicted model, not a curated record.
CGCAGAAAAGAGGAGAAAGCCAGAGAGGAGAACCACGGCAGCACGAUGGGGAUAUUCUGCCUGCGUGGGCUCUGUCGCUGAGGCGUCCGGAGUUCAGCCACAGAGUGUGUGUGUGUGUAUGUGUGUGUGUGUGUGUGCGUGCGUGCCUGCGCGUGAGAGAGUGUGCGUGUGUAUGCAUGUGUGUGUGUGUGCGUGAGAGUGAGUGAGUGAGUGAGUGAGUGAGUGAGUGAGUGAGAGCCCCUGCCGACGCCGUGCGGAGAAAGGGGAACGGAGGAGAGCGGGUGGAGAGGAGGAAAAAGAGAGGGGGAGUGUUGACUCUGACUGGGGCUUAGAGGAACCUCACGCCACUGGAUCAGAGGACGCAGAUGUGCAACAACUACUCCAACUGCCGCUGCUCCUGUUUUGCCUGCGUGCCACUGCCUGCCUGCCCUCUUAACUUCUGCCAUGGCAUAGCCUCCUCUUCCAGCUCGCCUCUAAUCCGCUAAGGAAACGGGCAUGCAUGGGCACAACCAGAGAUCUAGGCUAUCGCAUCCUUUACGUCAGUAAUUCACAGUCUGAGGAAACAUGGUGAGCAAGGAGGGUGGCAAAUGCAUGCUCACCAACUCAGAGUCUGACUCGGAGGCAGCGCCCUUGCCCUCCACCUCGCUGGCGCUGGAGGUGAAGUAUUCCCUGGAAGCCAGACGACAGGUGAGGAAGAGAAACAAGGCCCUGCAAGUGCGUUUCAAGGAUAUCUGCGAGGCACAGAACGAGCAAAGGGAGGCAGAGUUGCAGGCAGCGGGGAAAGGUGGCAAGCCGAUCUCAUACAAAGUGGCGUACCGCAAGUACAUGACUGUCCCUGCACGCAGAUCCAUCCCUAAUGUGACAAGGAGCACAGGCGUGCAGACGUCCCCUGACCUGAAGAAACGCUAUCAGACCUUUCCCUUUGACCGCAAAAAAGGCCACACUUUUAAAGACGUAACGGCCGUGGAAACUUAUAAAGGUCAGAAUAACGGUUUUGUCAUGGAGGUGAAGCAGUCCAAGCCUGCUGAGCAGGGUUUAGAUGAGGAGGAGGAGGAGGGAGCCUGCGGGGGGAGUGGAGUCCGGAGGACCAGGGCUCUGCUCCAUACUAAUGAGUGCAUUGCCACAGUGGAGCAGCACACUGCACCUGAUGGCCUGUGCUCUGACGCUCUGCUGCUCAGUUGCUCUGCAGACACAGACUGCCUUGCAGACACAUCGAGGGGAAGUGGAGCCGGAGCACAGGCAGAGUACCAGCUCUGCAGUGUCCCGUCCAAAGCCAGGACAGGAUUACAACACAGGGAGGCCGUUACAGACCGCUCGGCCAAGAGGCAGCUGCUCAAUCUGGAAGAGGGCUCGUCCCGGACCCUGCCGGACAGGGCCUCCAAGGUUACGGGCCCCAUCGCCUGGAACUCCCUUACACAGGUGGAGUGCCUGGACAGUCCAUCUGUGCGGAGCAAGCGGAAGAAAGGCCUGCAGCUCAACGGGCUGCAGAGUGAGACGCUACCACGUUCCAGUGGAGGCUGUACAACACAGGCACAGUGCCACACAGGACAGUUAUCUGCUCGGCCUCUACGGGGCAUGGAGGAGCCUCUGUCAACCUGUAGAGAUGGGGAGGCUGGUGGGGCGCCGCCCGACCAAACACAGGAGGCCUGUAAGCAAAUAGUGCCUAUGAAUCAGGACAAGGAUGUUAAAGCACAGCUCCAGGCCAUGGAAAAUCUCAUCAGCUCCAGCCAGGAGACCAUCAAGGUGCUGCUGGGGGUCAUCCAGGAAUUGGAGAAGGGGGAGGCCCACAGAGAGGGACUCUCCUAUCGAACCGGACAGGACACGGCCAACUGUGACACAUGCCGGAACAGCGCAUGCAUUAUUUACAGUGUGGAGCUGGACUUCAAGCAGCAGGAGGACAAGCUGCAGCCGCUGAUGAAGAGGCUUUGCCCUACGGAGGAUGCUCAUUUUGCCCCCCUGCCUUACCCCCAGGAGGCCUUCACCUCCACCCCAAAACGCAAGUCCAAAGCUGACUCCAAGAAGCAUGCUCGCUGGAAACUUUGGUUCCUGUGAACACCGAUGUUACCGAUACACGGGAUUUAUGUGUCCGUCUGGUCGUCCAUGUUUGUUUGGUUUAUCCAUCGUCUUCUGUUUUACCACUCCUAGGCUUUUUGUAAACCUAGUGACCAGUAUUAAUGGAGAGCUCCACAACUGGAUACUGAACCCCUUUCUCAGAGACGACAGGAUGUGUAACGGGACACAAGUGUGGAUUCCAUGGAAAAAUUCAAAAAUGUCACGCUUACCAAAAAUGGAUUCAGUUAUUUUGAACUACUUUCUUCAAACAGGGUGUGAAAUUACACCAGGGCAACAUAUUUGGAGAUCAGCAAGGUGAGAAGACGAAUUUGAUUUCCCUCUGUCUAUUUGCAUAUAUUUUUCUAGCUGACGUCCACGGGGUCCCUAUUCUAUGAUGCCGGUUCAGUGACCGUCACAUUUCUAUUCACCAGUUGGGACUUUGUCUUUCUUCCCAGCCUCCAGGAGAGGCUCACAGUUCAACCACAAUGUUCUGAGGUCUACAUCAACAGCAUAAGCACAAUUAACACUGUUCAGGAUACAUUUUCUCCAGAAUAAUUAAAAAUGAACUAUUUUGAGUAUUAACUCACACAUGUAGAUCACCUACUAACUAUGACAGAUUGAAGACUUUCAUAAUAUCUAAAGAAGAGACCUAAAGGACAAAGAGGUCAGAGAUGUUUAUUGGAGUUCUAUGAUCAACUUUCUAUCCAUCGCUAAAAUGUCUCCUCGAAUCACCUGACUUUGAAGUAAAGAAUGAAUAAAUAACACUUAUUUUCUUAAUAACGUUUGCAAAGUUAGACGUCAAUGUACUUUUUUCUAUAUAAAUAUAUAUCUAUAUACAUUCACUCUAAAGUUUAGUGGAAUAUAUUUAUUUGAGCUGCGGUGAAGGGGGCUGUGCAUUUCAAAAAAUUCCAGUGCAUAGGAAGUGAAAAAAGGUUCUGAUUCUUAAUUCCCUUUCAUACAUCAAACUUAGUUCUUACUAACUUCACAGUGCAUAUGGUCAAUGAAACCCAACACCAUAAAGAAGAGAGGGAAUCCAUACAGUCAGACUUCAUUACCGUAAAACUAUAGAGUUCUGGCUCGACACACAGAAAAGAAAAAAAAGAAAAAAAAAAAAAGAUUCUUUAUUGUUCCAGUCACGAAACCAGUCAGCAUAAUAAAUAAUGUUGGUACUUAGCACAUGUGAGGGGUAAAAGAUGAUAGCUGUGAUUGUAUUGCUUCAGUAUCCUGCAUCAGCUACUACGAUAGCUACUGAAACCAAGCCAGAGGGACUGAAUGUGCCACUUCUGAUCACAACCAGGGCUUCUACAGUGCAGGGUGGCAGGCGUGUAAGCCUUGCAUGCUUUUUACAACCUUCAGAUUUUGCAGGAUAUUUUCUAGCUUUUCAAGAAACACUUUUUAAAGAGAAUGACAAAAAGUUUUUUCUCUUCUUUCCCCCUUCCCCCCCCCCCUUUUUUUUUAAAUCCUAGCACCUGCUCAUUGCUUCCCAUCUAUUUGACUGUAAAGUAAAAACUCAUGUAGUAACUCCAUACAGGGUUCAAAGACUAUGUACAGACAAAGUAAUAUUUGCAUUAAUAUAAAUAAAUAUAUAUUGUAUAGCAUAAAAUAGGGCUAAAAAACCAUUUUAAUGAGUGGGAGAGCAGCCAAUACCUGAGAGAAAACAAUAUUAAGUUAACAGCGCCUGCAGGAGCAUAAAACCGAAGUCACUCUCAAAAACAAAAGCACUGCCCAAAAAGACAGGAAAAGUGGCCAAAGUGGUUUCAAGGGCAUAAAAGAAAUCUUUAUCUACUGUCACAACAAUACCUGGCAAACUACUAGACUACUAUCACUGGUUUGACCCUCACAAGCUCCAACAUGCUGCUUUCUGUUGGCUACAUGUGAUUCACACCUCCACUUUGUACAUGCCAGGUCCGGUUUCUUUCAGUAGUUAUACUGUAGCAUCAAGAGAGAACUAGAUGUUUAUCUGUACCUUAAAAGAAGUGCAAUUGAUUUAUUAUGUACAAUACUGUGUAUUUUAUACUGUUUUUUUUAAAAAAGAAAAAAAAUAAAGAUAUUUAAUAUGCAAAAUAUGAAAAAUAAAAAAUGAC